AUGGCUCUCACAACGCCUCCUCGCAAUGUCCACCCGGGAGACCUGCUCCUGGUUGUUCAUGAUUUUGAGGCCCGUGGACCGGAUGAGCUUAACCUGCGUCGUGGCGAAAAAAUUGAGCUGGUCGAAUUGGACGAUGGUUUUGGUGAUGGAUGGUAUCUUGGAAAGGAUUUAAACACAGGAACUCAAGGCCUCUUUCCGGGAGUAUACACUACCGCUGCCCCAAAGAUCCCCAUCCGGCAGAAAGACACCCUUGGAUCCAAUUCAUUGAAAACCGACCUCCAUAAUGUGAUAGGGCAGGAGAUAUUCGCUUCACCUAUUAGUGGCGACUCUACGCCCCAAGCUUCGCGACGUGCCAGUACGUCUGAUAUGAGCGCGCCAGAUGUUGAUGAUUCAACGGCCCCGACACCAUCCCCAAAACAACAGCAGAGGUCCAGCUCCUCGCCCUUGCCGACAUCUAAAAUGGCGAUCGAUAUCCAGAAGACCAUCCGACAGUCCAUUGAUGGCCACUUGAGUGGCCAGGACAGCCCUGUGAUGAACGAAACCCUGAGCGUCAUUGAUGAACACAUUACCGAUCUGAGUACACCUCGCCACAGUGUGACUGCUUCUCAAGAUUCUAAGGCGGUGAACGACUCAGCAAGCGAAUAUAGCAGCACUUUCGAGCACCGAAUGUCUUACAUUAACGGUCAUGAAACCGACGAAGAAGAAGAAAAACAGCCGACGGAGGAAGAAGUUCGCCGAUGGAACCAUUCCGACACGGCAAAACAUUUACGCCAGUUGGGACUUGAAGCCAAACACUGUGACAUAUUCGAGGAGCAGGAGAUUACUGGCGAUGUACUCCUUGAUAUGAACCAGGAUUUCCUCUUCAUGAAGGAGUUCGAUUUUGGUGUUAUGGGUCGGAGAUUGAAGACAUGGCAUAAAGUCAAAGCCUUCCAGGAAGAGGUCAAGGGUAUACCGCAGCAGCAAUCGUCACGCGGCUCUUCUUUUGCGACCCCUCAGGAUGAACGUACUCCUAGUCGCGCAAGUCAUACUGGCCCUCUCUUUCCCAGAAUCCCCAAUCUGAGAGGGCCAAACGGCCCGACACAACACCCGCGACUCAUCAGUAGCGCUAUGCAGAGCAACACGGGUUCUCCUCUGACAUCACAAGCUCCAGUAUGGAUGGACCACUCUAGGAGACCAUCGGCCGCGUCCAUUCGUGAGAUUAACCAUUCGCGGCGCCAUUCUUCAAUCGAUACCACCAACCGAUACUCCGGGGUGGGAGACUCUUCUCCUGCCAGCCACCACAAGAAAAGCUCGUUUGAUCGGGGGUGGACCUUGAAUGGGGCUUCAGGAUCCCAACGGCGUCCCGGGUCAGCUCUCGGGGCAACAAACGAGAUUGUCACCCCCCAAUCUGUGUUUCACGCGGCGGAGUCCAAUGGUUCUGACUCGGUUACCGCUGUUAGCGAUGAUUUAGAUCGCGGCUACUUUUCGGGCCCGGAGGGCGAUACCCGAAAGAAUCGGCGCGUCCUACAGAAACGAAGCUCUACCCAUGGCAGUGUUUCCACGCCAUCCAGCAUUCCGGAUGAGCAGUUUCAACUCAAAGUCAACAAACGUCACUCGCGUAUCAAUAGUGCUGAUUCUAUCAGGGAUGCGGCGCAAAUCACACCUCCCGCAGUGAAAGCUUCCCCGCCCAGGGGUCGUUUCAGGAGCUUGAGCACUCGAGCUUCGGACCGGCAUGGCCAGCAGUCAUCUAACCCGCCAUCUGCGGAAGAGAAGUCUUCUGGCUCUGGAUUCUUCGCCGCAUUUUCGUUGGGUGGGAAAAAUAACGAGGAGCAGUCUCAACGCUCGAACACUUUACCUCUACAGGGGAUCAAGAGCGCUGGGCCUAAAUUCCGACGUGCUGUUGGUUUCCGUGCCAUGUCUGAGGCUGUUAAAGGGAUAGAUACCUCCAUCGCUCCCCCGUCUCCUAGUAAAGAUCCUGAAUCGCCCUCUGCUAGAACAGGAUCGACAACCCCUUCGACCACAAAGAGCUCAGAACGGCAUAGCACGGAUGGUUCGGGCAAGACUGCAGAAAACGGUGCUUCCUUGCCACGUGCCCGUACUCUUAGGUCUGGGGCCAAGUCAAAGAAGGAUACCAGCGCUUAUACCCAGGGCCUGGAGAAGAAGACCCCGAAGGAGCAGAUCCAAGGAUGUGAUUUUUCGGGGUGGAUGAAGAAGAAGUCCUCAAACCUGAUGACAACGUGGAAACCGCGUCUCUUUGUGUUGCGUGGUCGUCGUCUGUCGUAUUAUUACUCAGAAGAUGACACCGAGGAGCGUGGUCUUAUCGACAUUACGGCCCACCGUGUGCUUCGCGCGGAUACCGACCCUCUCAUCGCCCUGCACGCGACCUUAACUGGUUCCACAGCCUCGCCAACCUCGCCGUCUGGGUCUACUGCCGAUGGCCCUUCAUCCGAUAAAGCCUCAGGCUCCGAAUCCUCUCUGCGCGGGUCCAAGCCUGUUGGAGAAGGCCCUUUUUUCUUCAAACUCGUCCCACCAAAAUCGGGCACUUCUCGGACGGUGCAGUUCACAAAGCCUGCCAUCCAUUAUUUCCAGGUAGACAGUAUUCAAGAAGGUCGCCUGUGGAUGGCAGCAUUGAUGAAGGCUACGAUCGAACGGGAUAUGGAUCUCCCUGUAGAGACUUCCAAUAAGCAGAAGACUGUUAGCCUUAAAGAAGCCCGUCUAAUGAACCAGCGGCCUCCCACGCUGCUGCAGACGGCACCUACAACCCAGGGGGCAGAGGGGAAAGAGGAACGUUUGACAACCACCACAGAGGAGGAGAGUGGCUUGAGGAUUCAAGGUCUUGGGGAUGAGAAAGUGCCUACCCACGGGGACGAUGACGAGAAGAAACGGGUCUCGAGCCCUCUCGGUGACCUUGAUGUCGGCCCGUCCUCUUUGCUCCCUGAAGCAGUUGCAAAGCUAGAUUGA
Aspergillus bombycis is the source of this 2940-nucleotide messenger RNA. Its product is annotated as putative polarized growth protein (Boi2). Lineage: Eukaryota; Fungi; Ascomycota; Eurotiomycetes; Eurotiales; Aspergillaceae. Gene Ontology annotation, cellular component: plasma membrane. Gene Ontology annotation, biological process: actin cytoskeleton organization. Bases 1 to 2940 code for a protein of 979 amino acids. The record is from RefSeq and is a predicted model, not a curated record. Gene Ontology annotation, molecular function: protein binding. The transcript has 3 exons.